AUGUCUCUGAAGAGUAACAUUGAAAGUGGUGAGAGUGCUAUUGGCAUGGCCGAUUGUAGCAUGGACAGUUCCGGUAAUUGCGAAUCGGAACUCACGAUGGUAUGCGAUCUUGAUCUAGAUUUUGACGACUGCUAUUUGCUUGGUUUGCCAAAGUUGACUGGAAAUGUUUUUGAAGAAAUGAAAAUGCUGGAAGAACUUGACCUUGAUCUUGAGGACUUGUUUUUAUUCGGUGGUCUACCGAAAUUCAAGGAUGCUAACGACGAUGACCCGCGCAGUAAAGAUUCAGGCGAUAAGGAGGGCAAAGAAAAGAAGAGAUGA
Messenger RNA from Cylindrotheca closterium, 318 nucleotides. Lineage: Eukaryota; Bacillariophyta; Bacillariophyceae; Bacillariales; Bacillariaceae. The record is from the annotation of a GenBank genome assembly.